Molecule: messenger RNA, 623 nt
Organism: Lucilia cuprina (Australian sheep blowfly)
Lineage: Eukaryota; Metazoa; Arthropoda; Insecta; Diptera; Calliphoridae
Product: general odorant-binding protein 19d-like
Exons: 5
Coding region: 52-483 (143 amino acids)
Biological process (GO): sensory perception of smell
Molecular function (GO): odorant binding
Source: RefSeq, a predicted model, not a curated record
UCCAUUUGAUAGUCCGAUUUAAGAAGUUAACAAAAGUAAAACGAAAUAAAAAUGAAGUUCCUUUUUAUUGGGUUAGGAUUUUUACUAUUGGCGGUCUAUAAUAUACAGGCUGAAGUAAGCAAGGAUGAAGCAAUGGCGAUUGCAACUAGUUGCAAAGAAGAAACUGGAGCAUCUGAUGCUGACUUUGAGACCAUAAUUAAACAUGAAUCGGCCGAGACUCAAGAGGGUAAAUGUUUGUUGGCUUGUUUCUUAAAAAAAGUCAAUGUGAUGGAUGCUGAUGGUAAAAUGAUUAAACACGCUGCUUUAGAAAUUUCCGAAUCGCUUAUAUCAAAUGAUGAUGAAAGAGCUCUUGUUGCUGAAAUAAUCGAUAUCUGUGAUGACAUCGAUCUCAGUGAUGAACACUGCGAAGCUGCUUUUGAAUAUGGCGAAUGCUGGAAAAAGGAAAUUAAUUCUAGAGGCAUUUCUACAGAUCAUUUAGUUUAGUAACGAAGUACGGUUUAGCUUGAUCUUGGAGUUUAAAAAUAUCCUGGGAACUUUAGUCAAAAGCGUCAACAAUGUAUUAACACAAUUUUAUUUUGAAAUUAUUAUUUUAUUUUGAGCAUAUUAAUAAUAUUAAAUAUAAA